AUGGCGAGCCCCCCAGCACAGGAGCCGCCGCCGCCGCCGGGCAGCCCUCAGCUCAACCGCAACCACAACAACAAUAACCCGCAGCAGGAGCAGCAGGCGCCGGCCGACGUGCGCAAGUGCGGCUACCUGCGCAAGCACAAGCACGGCCACAAGCGCUUCUUCGUCCUGCGGGCGGGCGGCGGAGGCGAGGAGGCGUCGCAGCAGCAGCAGCCGGCGCGGCUGGAGUACUACGAGAGCGAGAAGAAGUGGCGGAGCAAGGCGUCGGCGCCCAAGCGGGCCAUCGCCCUCGACGCCUGCCUCAACAUCCACAAGCGCGCCGACGCCAAGCACAAGCACCUGGUGGCCCUCUACACGCGCGACGAGUACUUCGCGCUGGCCGCCGAGAGCGAGGCCGAGCAGGACGCCUGGUACCGCGCGCUCACCGACUUGCUGCGCCACGGCCCGGCCGCGGGCCACGCGGGCGGCCAGGGCUCCCCUCCGGCCGCCGAGGACUCGGCCUGCUCGGGGCCGCCGCAGCCCUUGGGGCCCCCGGCCUACCGCGAGGUGUGGCAGGUGACGCUGAAGGCCAAGGGCCUGGGCCAGAGCCGCCAGCUGACGGGCGUGCACCGGCUGUGCCUGGCGGCGCGCACGGUGGGGCUGGUGCGCCUCAACUGCGAGCGGCCCGCCGUGACGCUGCAGCUCAUGAACAUCCGCCGCUGCGGCCACUCGGACGCCUUCUUCUUCAUGGAGCUCGGCCGCUCCGCCGCCACCGGCCCCGGGGAGCUGUGGAUGCAGGCCGACGACGCCGUGGUGGCGCAGAACAUCCACGAGACCAUCCUGGACGCCAUGAAGGCCUUGCGGGAGCUGGCCGAGUUCCGCCCGCGCAGCAAGAGCCAGUCCUCGUCUUCGUCCUCCUCCGGCGGCGGCGCGGGGGGCUUCUCGACCGUGGGCAGCCGGCCCAUCUCGGUGCCCGGACGGCGCCAUCCCCACCCGCCGCCGCCUCCCCCUCCCGCGGGCGCGCUGCAGCCCAGCCAGACGGGCCUCCUCCGCCGGUCGCGCACCGACACGCUGGCUCUGGCGGCCGCAGGGGGCAGCAGCCGGGCGCGGACGGCCAGCGAGGGCGACGGGGGGCGCGCAGCAGCAGCAGGAGGAGGGGGCUCGCCGGCUGGCAGCCCGCUCAGCCCCGGGGCCGCCCGCGCCCCGCACACGCUGGCCACCUCUGCCUCCUGCCGGCCGGGCCGAGCACUGGCCCUGGGCCACUCGCCCUCCGCCCUCUCCAAGCUGGCCUUGGAGCCGGGCCUCCUCGCCAAGCGGCCCUCCGGCAGCAGCGCCUCCGGCUCUCCGGGCGACCCCGCCGCUUUCCUGGCCUUCGAGGACCUCGGCUCCAGCCCUGGGGGGGACCCGCGGCCCUUCUCCUCGCAUAGCGACACCCCCGAGACCCCGCCCGGCCAGCAGCUGGACGGCUACAUGGCCAUGGAGCGGGGGCGCCUCUGCUACCGCCCUUACCCGGGGGACGGAGCGCCCCGGAUGCGCACCUACUCCUUGACCACGCCGGCACACCAGCGCCCCUUGCCCCUGCCCUUGUCCUCCGCCUCCCUGGACGAGUACACCCUCAUGCGGGCCACCUUCCCCGCCACAGUGGCCUCUUCCAGGACCGCCUACAACCCUUACCCGGAGGACUACUGCGACCUGGAGAUUGGCUCUGGGGGCACCAGCAGUAGCAGCAGCUCCCAUCUGGGGCCUGGCGGGGGCGUGGAGGAAGGCUACAUGCCCAUGAGCCCCGGAGUGGCCUCAGUCUCCCCAGGGAAAUCUUGCUCCAACCCUUACAUGCCCAUGAGCCCCACCAGCGUGUCGGCCCCACAGCAGAUCUUGCAGCCUCGCCCCUACAAGACCAGUAGCGAGAGUUCCCCCGACGACAGUGGCUACAUGCGCAUGUGGGGCCCUGGGGCCCGGCUGUCUGGGGAGAGCCCCGACGGGCGGCUGGUCAACGGCGACUAUCUCAACAUGUCCUCCUUGCUGCAGGGAUCUGCCCCCACUUCUGCUUCUCCUCUGCCUUCCCCUGACAGCGUCGGGGUCCUGGGACUUGGGGGGCGCCCCAACUGCCUGUGCGGCCCUUUGGCCCACACUAGCCGGAGACGGCCGAGCUUGCUGGGCGAGGAGAAAGACAGGGACCAGUAUGUGCAUAUGAACUCCCUAGCAGGGAUGCUGGUCCAAGCCCCGAAAGGGGAGACUUCGCCUGCCCCGUGCAACCGCAUGGUGAUGCCUUUGCCCAUAUACCACAGGCAGACGGAAAGCUCUCCCAGCCAGCCAGUCAGGUUGCCCAGUCACAGUGGGAUGCAACCCAGUCACCGUUCCUUGGGGACGUUGCCACUCAGUCGGAACAAGGAACUCUUUCCAGGUAAACUCCAAAGCCCCAGUGGGGACUAUGUCAGCCUGGGAUACUCAGUGGCAUCACCUGGUGGUCUUUUCUCGCUCCGCUCUGGCCUAGGUGGACCUCCAGGCUCUCCUCUUUCCAACUAUAUGAACCUCAACCUGAAUGGGUCGCACUUGGGCACCGUUUCAGUGGGAUCCAUGGAAGAUGUCCUUUUACCACGAUCCUGCCCCAGCCUGGGGCAGCCGGAUGAGCAUUCCCUAAAGAUGGAGAUGGGAGGAGCCUGCCUUUCUAGCCCAUCUUCUGAAGUAGGGGACUAUGCAGAGGUGGCUUUUUCAACAGCGACCACCCCGCCUCAGCCCAUCUCACACCAGCCAGAGAGCCCUCGUGCCGCCAGCCCUGUGGCUGGCCUGAAACGACUCACGAUCUCCGGGGUGGAAGCCUUCCUCUUUGCCAGCCCUCCUCCCGAUCCCAAUCAUGGAGCUAAAGUCAUCCGGGCGGAUCCUCAGGGGCGCCGGAGGCACAGUUCGGAGACAUUCUCUUCCACGACCACCGUGACCCCUGUCUCGCCUUCCUUUGCACACGUCCCCAAGCGACACAACUCGGCUUCUGUGGAAAACGUGUCCCUCAGGAAAAACGAAGGCUUUGUGGAGGAGCAGAACAGUAGUCCCAUGUGCCGGGAGACCUCAGCCGGCUUCCAGAAUGGCCUCAACUGCAUUGCUGUGGAUGGGGAGGGAGACCAUCUGGCAAACGGCAGCCUGAGCAGGCCCAAAGCGAGGCACCCCCUCGACAGGGGUAUCAAUGACACUUAUGCCAGUAUGGACUUCCUGGCCCACAAUGGGAAAGAAGCCGCUUCUGUGAAAGUUUGUUAGAAUUGAUUCCAUGUUGAUCCCAGAGAACAAGAGACCCAGUUGGUAAGGAACGUCUUUCUUUUUUUCCUU
Molecule: messenger RNA, 3291 nt
Organism: Heteronotia binoei (common prickly gecko)
Lineage: Eukaryota; Metazoa; Chordata; Lepidosauria; Squamata; Gekkonidae
Gene: IRS2
Product: insulin receptor substrate 2
Exons: 2
Coding region: 1-3222 (1073 amino acids)
Biological process (GO): insulin receptor signaling pathway
Cellular component (GO): plasma membrane; cytosol
Molecular function (GO): insulin receptor binding; phosphatidylinositol 3-kinase binding
Source: RefSeq, a predicted model, not a curated record